CCAUUAAAUAUCAAAAGUAUGGACCAAUAGAUUUAUAUACUAAAGCUGCAAAAAAUACUUAUCUCAUCACCAAUUAUUUUGUCUCUUCUGAAUUAUAUAAUAAUAAUAAUGAAUUACCUAAGAUUGCACCAGAUAUACAUCAAGAUAUUGUUAACAAAAUUUAUAGAACUGAUAAUGGAACUAAUAAUGAAGAAAUUAUAGAAACCAAUGAUAAAGAAAUUAUAGAAAUCGAUAAUGAAAAAAUUAUAGAAACUGAGGGAGGAAGGGGGGUUUUUUUAGCUAAG
Molecule: messenger RNA, 284 nt
Organism: Diversispora eburnea
Lineage: Eukaryota; Fungi; Glomeromycota; Glomeromycetes; Diversisporales; Diversisporaceae
Source: the annotation of a GenBank genome assembly